This is a messenger RNA of Anoplophora glabripennis (Asian longhorned beetle), 3157 nucleotides long. RefSeq lists its product as uncharacterized. Gene Ontology annotation, biological process: proteasome-mediated ubiquitin-dependent protein catabolic process; regulation of proteolysis. Gene Ontology annotation, molecular function: ubiquitin protein ligase binding. The transcript has 14 exons. The record is from RefSeq and is a predicted model, not a curated record. Gene Ontology annotation, cellular component: cytoplasm. Bases 75 to 2747 code for a protein of 890 amino acids. NCBI's taxonomy places the organism in Eukaryota, Metazoa, Arthropoda, Insecta, Coleoptera, Cerambycidae.
GCGGAAUAUUUGUGACUACAAAUAAAAAUAAGUUGUCAAAAUUGAUAAAUAAAAUAAAAAAGUUGAAGUGAAUUAUGGCUAGAGCAGCAUUUAUUGGAACUUGGGAAGUAGUAAAAUGUGAAUAUGUUAAAGGGACGUACAUUGGAAGUUAUGAUAGAUACAUUAAAUAUAUGGAAGGAGUGAGAUUUCGUUUAGAUGAGAAUGGAGAUGUAACAUGGUUUAUCAAUGAUGAAUUGAAGUCUGUUCCCCUUUUCAGUUGUGAAACAUAUGAGGUCUAUAUCCAUGGAGGCCGAGCUGGUAUACAAUUACGGUUUGGUGCUUAUGCUGGCCAUGUUUUUGAAUUUAUACCUGACAAAGGAAGACCGUCUGACAGUGUAACAUUAACUUGUGAAGGGCUAUGUAUGCUACAUUGUAUCCGAUGCAGUGACGACACCGAAAUUAGCUAUAGUGUCCCGUACUUUACAUUGCUACCAGCUUUAGAAGACGGUUAUUUUUCAGAUGUAAUAAUUACAGCUUCUAAUAAUAAACAAUUUAAAGUUCACUCUACUAUUCUCGAAUUGCAAGGGAAUGAUAUUAAUUGGACCUCAGACCCCCCGCCCUUUAGUAAUAUACCCGAAGAUGUUUUAGGAACGAUACUUCAUUUCCUCUACUCUGAAUGUCUGCCUGAAAAUUUAACGGAAGAGACUGCUGGUCAGGUAGUUGCAGCUGCUGGUCCAUAUGUAUCAUUGAAUAAAUUAGUGAAUAAUUGUCAACUGUAUCUGAAAAAUAUGGCUCUAAAACAACAAAUCAUAGGUUUGGUCAACGAUAUGCAUUCUUGUAUAAAUCAAAUCAUUGAUAGAUUUCAGCCAAGGAGCAAUCAUUCUUCCUCGGAGAACAUAAUAUCCAAUCCGGCAAAGCUGUGCUUUGUCGUUAAACAGUCGAUUAGGGAUGCUGCUGUAGCUGGUGUGAAGUUAUUGCUUCUGUGUGAUUUAUUUACGAAGAGAAAAAACGAACUGUCCCGAAACGAACGACAUGAAAUUAUCCGAUAUGCCAAGUCGAGGUUACCAGUGUUUCUGUCACAAAUCACAAGGUUCCUGCAGACUUUGAAAGAUACUUUUAGUUCAAUGUCGCCUGCUCAGAGGGUGGAAAUAGCCACAUUUUUAGUACCCGAGAUCGAAAUAAUCCUAGAUACUAUGUCCAUGUUAAUAGUACAUGUGGAAAAAGCCUUACAGCAAAUAAUUCAGGGCCUCUUUACGCCGGACGUCACCAAAAGUAAGAGCAACGUAGGAGAUAUGUUGUCGAAGACCGUGAGGAAUCUUUUACACAUAAGAGAAUUGACGAAGUUGAAUACAUUUCACGAACAUAUCACUUGUAGCCUCGGAUUGUUAGUACAUAAGAAGGAAAACUUCAACGAAAUGUCGUCUUCACAAAAGGUACGUUCUAUUGCGAGGAAUCUGGAACAGCUAAUAGAAGAACUUCCGAUAUUUCUAAUAAGACUGGAGGAAACUGCAUCAGCUUUCGAUGAAAAACUAGAAUGGAGCGAUUUCAAAUUCUGUUUCAAAGUUGGAACUAGCAAGGUGUCUGACAUUCUACAAAAAUUGAUAGUUCACAUCGAUUCGCUGCAAGACGUAAUGAUUCAGGUGUGCGAAUUAGUCCAAAGGGACGCUUUCACGCAAACCUUGCAAUCUCUGGGCCUUUUGAAUACCACGGCUUCUUCUUCUCACACUAACGAAACACCAAAAAUGACCAGGAGUUCUUCGUAUUCAACGCCAAAGCAUCAUGGCUACAAACUGAAUUUAGUGGAGUCAUUGUGUGUUCCGCCGAAUGCGAACGACAGUUUACUGUCGAAAUUGUGCCUGCAGUUGUUAAGUAGCGAGAAAAAAUCCGACAUGGAGUUCGAGGUUGUGGGCGGUAGUUUUAAUUCUGAGCAGACGGAGGAAGGGGCAACACCCGAAGAAAAGUGUAUUAUAAAAUCUCACAGGGUCAUCGUAGCUGCUAGGUGCGACUGGUUCAGGAGGGCUCUGUUGUCGGGAAUGCGGGAAGCCAUAGAUAAGAAAAUUGUGAUACACGAUACUAGUCCGUUUCUAUUUAAAAUAUUAUUGGAAUACCUGUACAGCGGGCGGUUAAAACAGGAUUCUUUGUCGACUGAGCAGCUUGUAGAGUUAUUGUUACUAAGUGAUAGGUACGAAAUGGACAGUUUGAAGGUUACUUGUGAAAAUGCUUUGUUGUCGUGUGUCGACGAUGAUUCUGUUUUCUACUUUUUGAGUAUGUCGGAUCAGUACAAUGCCACAUUAUUGAAGACUCGGUGUUUGAAUUUCAUAUCGCAACAUCACGAACUGACAGAGAACGAGGAGUUUUUCGAGUUACCCAUUUCGCUGCAGGCGGAGAUCUUCGAUUCCGUCUGGACGCAACCCACCGGCGCUCAGUCGGAUAUGCUCGAUCACGGGUUGGAGCAUCUCCUUCCGACCUCCUCCGCCAGCAGUAACUCCUUCCACUGCACUAGUCCCGGAGUUACCGAUUUGAAAAGUGCAGUGGAAACGAUGCUACUCACUCCAGAAUUAGACCCCAACCGUUCCACCAACAGCUCCCUGGAGGACCUCCGUCUAGAGCAAAACUCCACCCAAAUGGAAACGUGCAUCACACAGCUGCGUGACAUCGUGGGCGACUCGGCCCCCAGGGAGACCCUCGUGCAGGUCAUUUUGGCCGCAGAUUUUGAUUUGAGGAGGGCGGUAAAUUAUUAUUACGCACAGAACAACUCGGACGAGUAGCAUUUCCUACGUUCAACAUUAUUGUUCAUCCCGCAUUUGGAUUGCAUGUGUUUAAAUAUUUGUGAUUGUUGAAGUUAUACGUGGUAAAUCAGAAUGUCGCAUCGUGAUUUUCGGUUAUAUCAAGAAUAGUGGAGGGAAGACAGAAAUUCUAAGAUCUCUCUCGAAGCUAACAGUUUCAUAAUAAAUUUUGUCCGUAUUAUUAUUUUUCAAAUAUUACAUUUCUUUUUUUAUUUUUCGCUGUGGUGAAUUUUUGGGGGAAUUAUUUACAAUUUAUUUUAGUCGUACAGGGGGGGUAAAAAUUGUGUCAUUGUAACUGUUUAAAUAAUGCAUUAAAUGGGAAUUUUAUACAGGGUGUUCCUAAAUAAGUGUGGCAACGGAAGACUAAAUUCCUAUUGAAAAAAGAAACAUUU